GCUGGAGUCCUUCAUGGAAGAAGGGGGCGGGGUAUCAGGGGAUAGAUACAUCCUCCCAGAGCAGCAUGUUUCCCCACCAAAGCCUUGAGAGGCAGAAGAACCAGUGCUCAGCAUCUGGCUGAUGUUCAAGCGCUCACAGAGCAGGCUUCAGGCAGCUUUGGGUCAUUUCGAGCCCAUUUUUGCCUAGAAUUGACUGCAGGGGCAAGCUAGGGUCACCACUUGCGGGCUGGGGGCGGGGCAGGCCACACACGCUGAGGAACGUGGAGGCAGGGUGAAUUAGAAAAAUGUGACCCCGAGACCCCGAACGCCGCCAAGCUCCCUCUCCUGCGCUCCACCUGCUCUUCAGCGCCCAGUUUCCAGCCAGCCAUGGCCAGCCCUGCGCCCUUAGUGGCUUCCAUCAGCCACCAAAUGGUGGCUCUUCAGACCCUGCAGCUGCUACAGCGAGAGUGGGGCUGGGGCGAAGGUCCUAGCGACCCCGGAAGCCCGCGUGGCCCAGACCACGUGCCCGCCGCCCAGGUUCGUCGCUCAAGCCAGAUGCGGACCCGGCGGGGGCUGGGACGCGGGGUCGCGGGAGUGCGGAGCUCCCCCGAGGCAGGCGGGCUGCGGGGCGCAGAGGGGGGCGCCGAGCUGCUGCCCUUCCCCCGGGACCGCAGACCCUGCACCCUGGCGCGGAUGGCGAUGCGCAGCGCGCUGGCCCGCGUGGUGGACUCGACCUCGGAGCUGGUCAGCGUAGAGCAGACUCUGCUUGGACCUCUCCAGCAAGAGCGACCCUUCCCCAUCCACCUGAAGGACAGUGUUGAGUUUAGAAACAUCUGCAGUCACCUGGCUCUGCAAAUUGAAGGACAACAGUUCGACAGAGAUCUGAAUGCUGCGCACCAGUGUCUGAAGACGAUAGUGAAGAAGUUGAUCCAGUCACUUGCUAAUCUCCCUUCGGAUGCCCAUAUGGUUGCCUGCGCUUCCUUGAGACAGAUCUUACAGAAUCUCCCAGAUGUAUGAGCAUGAGAGAUAGGUAGACUACAGCCA
This is a messenger RNA of Phodopus roborovskii (desert hamster), 1023 nucleotides long. RefSeq names its product deleted in lymphocytic leukemia 7 (gene Dleu7). The record is from RefSeq and is a predicted model, not a curated record. The transcript is spliced from 2 exons. The coding region runs from base 367 to 996 and encodes 209 amino acids. NCBI's taxonomy places the organism in Eukaryota, Metazoa, Chordata, Mammalia, Rodentia, Cricetidae.